Messenger RNA from Suillus plorans, 2397 nucleotides. RefSeq names its product RNA ligase-domain-containing protein. The record is from RefSeq and is a predicted model, not a curated record. Gene Ontology annotation, cellular component: nuclear inner membrane. Gene Ontology annotation, molecular function: RNA ligase (ATP) activity; ATP binding; phosphoric diester hydrolase activity. Gene Ontology annotation, biological process: tRNA splicing, via endonucleolytic cleavage and ligation. The transcript is spliced from 5 exons. NCBI's taxonomy places the organism in Eukaryota, Fungi, Basidiomycota, Agaricomycetes, Boletales, Suillaceae. Bases 1 to 2397 code for a protein of 798 amino acids.
AUGCGGGUGGAAGAUUCUCAGCUCAUCGAUGAUCUACACCGACUCUCAAAGAAGUCGCCCAAGCUAGUACGAUCAACGGUGUAUACCGCGCCGUCGGAUCCUUCCAUCUCUGUUCGAAGCUGGAAGAUGAACGAAUUCAAGUAUUAUGACGUUCCAUCGCCAUUUCCAACGCUAGCGAGAGGUCUAUUCAGCCGUGAACUUCCAUGUGGAGAUGACCCUAAUGGAGAGCAAAAGUACCAAAUCGUAGCUCGAGGAUAUGAUAAGUUUUUCAACAUCGGUGAGGUCCCGUGGACCGAUUGGUCAACACUCUCCUUACAUACAGGACCCAUAUAUACGCUAUCACUCAAAUCUAACGGAUGCAUCAUAUUUGUUGCUUCCAUUUCUCCUUCGAAGCUGAUCGUCACGUCCAAACAUGCGCUGGGAUCGAUGCAAGGGGUGUCAGAAACACAUUCCGAGGUUGGUCAUCGGUGGCUCAAGAAGCACUUGAAAGAAAAGGGCAAAACCGAGGAACAGCUGGCAUCGAGAUUGUGGGAUAAGCAAUGGACAGCCAUCGCCGAGCUUUGCGACGACAGCUUCGAGGAGCAUAUACUUCCUUAUUCUGCCGAGAAGUCGGGUCUACAUCUCCACGGAAUAAACGAGACUGCGAAGGAAUUUCAUACUAUGCCUACAGAAACGGUCGACGCAUUCGCAGAAGAAUGGGGGUUUAUAAAGACGCCUGUCAUCACCCUGAACUCGAUUUCAGAGGUGAAAUCCUUCACCGACGAUAUUGCGAAAACUGGGAAAUGGAACGGCGAAGCACUUGAGGGAUUUGUAGUCCGUACGCACAUCAUCGAUCCAAAGCAGGGGUCUACCACUCGCAACGCGCGUCCUCCUUACCCAACAGGAUCCUCUUUCUUUUUCAAAGUAAAGUUUGAUGAACCGUACAUGAUGUAUCGCGACUGGCGGGAAGUAACCAAAAUCCUGUUGUCAACACAAGGAUCGCUCAACGACGCCAAAUUGCCGAAGUCGAAGUUGAAGCGGAAGGAUACCCACCUUUAUGUCGAAUGGGUAAAGAAGGAAAUAAGGCAUAAUCCCAGUGCGUUUUCGGAAUAUUCGAAAGGCAAAGGCAUCAUCGCCACUCGCGAGAGAUUCUUGAAAUGGAUGGAUACCGACGAAGGGAAGAAGGGGUUGGCCGUACAGAGUGAGGCGCCACCGACCACCAAGGAGUUUGGGAAGACGAUAAUUCUGCCUGUUGCCAUUCCCGGGUGUGGCAAGACCGCUGUUUCCGUUGCGCUUACUUCUCUAUUCGAUUUCGGACACACUCAGAGUGACGAUAUACAAGCGAAAAAAUCCGCCCCCGCGUUCAUCAGGAAUGUUGUUAACCUCUUGGAGCACCAUGAUAUUGUUAUAGCCGACAAGAACAACCACCUCAAGCAACAUCGUGACUCCCUACGCGAAGCCGUUGCCAAAAUGGACCCCCCUGUUCGUUUCCUCGCGUUGAAUUGGUCACUCGAUCGGCCUCAAGCAACAAUCCAUCGGAUAUGUGGUGACAGAGUUUUUGCGCGUGGUGAUAAGCACCAGAAACUUCGUGCUGACACCCUGACUAAGGUGCACGAAGACGUCAUAUGGCAGUUUAUCCGUGCUUCAGAGGAACUCUCCGACGAAGAGGUAGACGUGAGGAUAGAUAUGGACAUCGAAGAUACCCUUGAGCAAACCGUGGACCGUGCAGUCGCUGCGUGCGUCAGCAUCCUUGGUCUUCGACAGCCAAGUGCAGAUGAGAUCGACGAGGCCGUGUGCAAGGCCCGUAACUACGUGCCUCAGACAAAAAAGCCUCAAGAAGAAAAGAAGAAAAAGAAAGAUGAAGAACCCAUGCCGCGCUACUUCGGACUCCUGCCAGAAGUUGAUCUCAUUGAUGUCAUCGGGAAACAAAUGGAAAACGCAUCGGACGUACCAGAAAAUGGGAAAGCGUUCUGGAAUGCCCUCGUUGCCGGACAUCGUGUCACUGUGCGCCCCCAUAUCACUAUAGUGCACAGCAAAUCCCUCCCCGAUGCUAUUGAACUUUGGGAGCGGUGCUCACAACUCCAUAAAAUGGCACUUCCUCCCUCGUUCACCUUCACUCUCGGUCAUUUGGUCUGGAACGAACGAAUUAUGGCCAUUGCUGUGGAUGACUUCGAGCUCGACGGUUCACCAGACAAUCACUCUUCUGCAGGUCAGGAAGGGAGUGAGUUUGUGUCGAAAUUGUCGGAGGAAAUCCGAAAUGCUUUGCACAUAACGGUUGGAACAAGCGAUCCUGAGGUACUCCCUGUUGAAGCGAGGGCUCUUGUGGAAGCAUGGCGCUUUGAGAAAAGAUCAGGAAUCGGCUCAAUCGAACUUGAAGGGCUGACAGCGCGAGGAAGAAUCAAAGGAAUGUUUUAUUGA